Molecule: messenger RNA, 2614 nt
Organism: Paramecium octaurelia
Lineage: Eukaryota; Ciliophora; Oligohymenophorea; Peniculida; Parameciidae
Source: the annotation of a GenBank genome assembly
AUUAAAUAUACCAAUGUUCGAAUCUCACAUUUCUAAAUCACGCUCAUAAAUUGUGGAGAUAUAUGGUUAGGAGAAAAACAGUACUUUUUUAGUGAAAAUGAAAAUAUAAAUAAUAAUUAACCAUGAUCACCAAAUAUUGUACUCAAAGAAUGGAACAACUUUUAGAAUGUAAGUAUCACAAAAAUUGUAAUAGAGACUAACUUGAUAAUGAUCAAAAAUAAUAUGAAUUGCUAACAAAUUUGGAUUAGAUAAAAACAUUCCAAUUAGUUGGAGAUUUUGGACAGGAUAAAAGAAAAUGUGGUAGAUGGUAGGGUAUUUGGGAUGGAAUCGCACUUUGUGAAGUUGCUGGGUACUAUGAGAAGGGAGUAAAAUAAGGAAUAUGGAAUUAACUAUUUAAAAAUUAUUAGAGGUAAAGGCAAUUUAUAUGUAAAAACAUGAAGCAAUAAUAUUAUAUACGAAUGUGGAGAAUACUCUAAGAAUCAAAAAAUAGAAAGAUGGAAAUACAUAUUUGAGAAUAAUGAAAUGUAAAUUUAUUUAAAAAUAUACAGCGGAGGUGGAUUAUAUAGUGAAGGAUGUGAUCAAGAAAAGAUUGGGAAGUGGAUUGAGUUGGAUGAUGGAUUUCAUAACUUUAAAAAAGUAAGGUAUAGUGGUGAAUAUAAAAAUGGUAAAAAAAUCGGCAUAUGGGAAAUUUGGCAUGAUAAAAAUAUUAAGAAUAAAGAAGCAAUUAUAAUGUAAUUAUCAAUAUUACUCAACUAGUGGUGGUGGAUCAUAUGAUGAAUUAGGGUAGGGAAUAAAAAUUGGAAAAUGGUUUGAAAUUAGUGAUGCAUUUAAUGAUGAAUCUUAAGUAACUUAUGUUGGUGAAUACAAAAAUGGUGCAAAGGUUAAAAGAUGGGACAUUAAGAACUAGAAUGAAAUAAUGUAAUAGUAUUUAAUUAUUCAAAAACCUAUUAAAUGCAUACAGUGGCGGUGGGUUAUAUAAUGAAAAUGGUGAUCAAAGUAAAAUUGGGGAAUGGAUUGAAAUUAGCGAUAAAUAUUCUAAUAAACUUUAAAUAACUUAUAAGGGCUAAUAUAAUUAUGGCAAUAAGACUGGUAGAUGGGAUAUUAAGAAUAAGGAUAAAUAGAUGUAAUUAUAUAUCAUGAUAGAAAAAACUUUUCGCAUACAAUUAGAGGUGGAGGAUUAUACGAUGAAGCAGGUCAAGGAGUAAAAAUUGGAUAAUGGAUUGAUAUUUGUGAUGAGUUUUAUUCAUGGUCAAAAAUAAGUUAUAAUGGAGAAUAUAAUAAUGGGUAAAAAGUUGGUAGAUGGAAUAUUAUGUAUGAGAAUUAAUAGAUGUAAUGAUAUAUAUUUAUUAAACAAAACUCUAAACUAUAAAUAUAUAGUGGUGGUGGAUUAUAUGAUGAAGCAAGUAAAGGAAGCAAAAUUGGAUAAUGGAUUGAUAUUUGUGAUGAGUUUUAUUCGUGGUCAAAAAUAAGUUAUAAUGGAGAAUAUAAUAAUGGGUAAAAAUUUGGUAGAUGGAAUAUUAUGUAUGAAAAUAAAUAGAUGUAAUUAUGCAUAUUUAUUGCAAACAAUCGUAAGCAUAUAGUGGAGGAGGAUUAUAUGAUGAAGCAUGUCAAGGAAUCAAAAUUGGUAAAUGGGUUGAAAUUAGUGAUGGUUUUACUAAUUAAUCUUAGGUGACAUAUAAUGGUGUAUAUAAUAAUGAGAAAAAAGUUGGUAGAUGGGAAAUUAAAGACAAAAAAAAAAUCAUGUAAUUUUAUCUAUUUAUAAAAAAAACCAAAUCAAAUUUUCUAGUGGUGGUGGAUUCUAUGAUGAAGAAGGCAAAGGAGUUAAAAAUGGGUAAUGGACUGAUAUUAGGGAUGGAUAUUCUAAUCAAUCUUAAGUUACAUAUCAUGGUGCUUAUAUAUUCGGUAAAAAGGUUGGUUAAUGGGAUACCUUACUACAUUGGAAUGGGAAUCAAUAGAUGUAAUUACUUAUAUUAAGUCCAAACAAAGUGGUGGUGGAUCAUAUGAUAAAACAGGAAAAGAAGUUAAAGUUGGUUAAUGGAUUGAUAUAACCGAUGGAUUUUAUUAUGAUUCUUAAGUAAUUUAUGAAGGUGAAUACAAUAAUGGUAAAAAAGUUGGUAAAUGGGUUACUAAGUUUAGAAGUCAUUAUGAAUUUUCCUUUUAAGUGAUGUAAUACUAUUCAUUAAUCUAUUUGAACAUUAAACUUUUAGCGGUGGUGGAUUAUAUGAAUAAGACAAAGGAAUGAAAAUUGGGGAAUGGGUAGAGAUUAGCGAUGGAUUUUAUUCUGAUUCUUAGGUGUUUUAUAAAGGUUAAUUUCAAAGUGGGAACAAAAGCGGAGUUUGGGAAAUUUGGUUCCAAGAUGAGAGAAACAAUAAGAAAAAAAUAAAGAUGUAUAUGCAUAUUUAUAUAAAUAACUUCGAUUCUCAUUUUUAGUGGGGGUGGAUUAUAUGGAAAAGGAAUUAAAAUUGGGUAAUGGAUUGAAAUUAGUGAUGAAUUUUAUUCUGACUUUUUAGUUGUUUCUAAAGGCUAAUAUAUAAAUGGUAAAAAAGUUGGUAUGUGGAAAGAAAUGAAUAUAGAAAAUUAAAAGGUAACUAAAGAAAUUUAAUAUGAUGAAUGA